Propithecus coquereli (Coquerel's sifaka) is the source of this 6431-nucleotide messenger RNA. It is a transcript of the gene UNC13B, whose product is annotated as unc-13 homolog B (C. elegans). The coding region runs from base 304 to 5136 and encodes 1610 amino acids. Lineage: Eukaryota; Metazoa; Chordata; Mammalia; Primates; Indriidae. Gene Ontology annotation, cellular component: neuromuscular junction; plasma membrane; synaptic vesicle membrane. The transcript has 40 exons. The record is from RefSeq and is a predicted model, not a curated record. Gene Ontology annotation, molecular function: calmodulin binding; calcium ion binding; phospholipid binding. Gene Ontology annotation, biological process: presynaptic dense core vesicle exocytosis; dense core granule priming; neuromuscular junction development.
AUCCCGGGUGGAAGGACGGGAGGGAGUCCCAGCCGCUCCUACCUCCCAGCGAUGGCGCCGCGGUGCCGCGCCCAGUCCCCCGCCUGCCGGCCGGUUCUCACCGCUAUCCGGUCGCUCAGACGGUGAGAAUUGGGGCGGGUCUGAGGAGCGGCGGGACGCUACCUGUGUCGGGGACCAUGAGGUGCGUCCAGACCCGUGGGGCGGUUAGCAGAAGCAGCCGCAGCACCUGCUGAGAGGAAAGAGGGAGCGGCCCGGCGCGGCGGCGCGGCUGGGGCACGGCAGAGGCUCGCCCGCGCCUCGGCCAUGUCACUGCUCUGCGUGCGCGUUAAAAGAGCCAAAUUCCAGGGUUCACCAGAUAAAUUUAACACAUAUGUGACCCUGAAAGUACAGAAUGUGAAGAGCACGACCGUAGCAGUUCGCGGUGAUCAACCUUCCUGGGAACAAGAUUUCAUGUUUGAGAUUAGUCGCCUGGACCUCGGUCUGAGUGUGGAGGUAUGGAACAAAGGAUUGAUCUGGGACACCAUGGUGGGGACCGUGUGGAUUGCACUGAAGACUAUUCGUCAGUCAGAUGAGGAAGGGCCUGGGGAGUGGUCCACAUUGGAGGCAGAGACAUUAAUGAAAGAUGAUGAGAUCUGUGGAACUAAAAACCCAACUCCUCAUAAAAUUUUGCUUGAUACAAGAUUCGAGCUGCCUUUUGAUAUCCCAGAGGAGGAAGCCAGAUAUUGGACCUACAAAUUAGAGCAAAUCAAUGCCUUGGGUUCUGACAAUGAGUAUUCUAUUCAAGAAGAAAGCCAGAGGAAGCCAUUGCCCACUGCUGCCGCCCAGUGUUGUCACUGGACCUAUUUGGGCUGGGGAGAACAGCAGACUUUUGAAGACCCUGAUAGUGCCAUGGAUGACCGAGAUAGUGACUAUCGCAGUGAGACCAGCAGUAGCAUCCCGCCUCCUUACCAUACGACUUCCCAGCCCAAUGCUUCUGUGCACCAGUUCCCUGUGCCAGUGCGGUUGCCACAGCAGCUGCUACUUCAGGGCAGUUCCCGGGACUCUUGCAAUGAUUCUAUGCAAAGUUAUGACCUUGAUUAUCCAGAGCGGCGGGCCCUCAGCCCCACCAGCAGUAGUAGGUAUGGCUCUUCUUGCAAUGUGAGUCAAGGAAGCUCUCAGCUGAGUGAACUAGACCAGUACCAUGAACAAGAUGAUGACCGUCGGGAGAGGGACUCAAUUCAUUCCUGCCGCAGCUCUGGCAGCCUCUGCAGAGAUGGCCAAGCAGGUUUUGGAGAAGAAGAGAAAACCUGGGAAGUGACAAGUGAAGCCGAAAAGGGGAUAUCAUGUGAGAACAAGGGAAUAACAUGUGAGCCCAAGGAGAUGAAAGAAGAUGCCACAACCCAUCCUCCCCCAGAUCUGGUGCUACACAAAGACCACGUACUAGGCUCCCAGGAGAGUUUUCCUGAGGAGAAUGCCUCUUCGCCAUUUACCCAAGCCAGAGCGCACUGGAUCCGAGCAGUUACCAAGGUUCGACUCCAGUUGCAGGAGAUUGCACAUGAUGGUGACCCCUCUCUGCCUCAGUGGCUCCCAGAAGGGCCAGCUGGAGGGCUCUAUGGCAUUGACAGCAUGCCAGAUCUACGCAGAAAGAAGCCGCUGCCACUUGUCAGUGAUCUGUCACUGGUCCAGUCCCGGAAGGCAGGGAUUACUUCUGCAAUGGCUACACGCACCUCUCUCAAGGAUGAAGAGCUGAAAUCCCAUGUGUAUAAGAAAACCCUGCAGGCCUUAAUCUACCCCAUCUCGUGUACCACACCCCACAACUUUGAGGUCUGGACAGCCACUACCCCAACUUACUGCUAUGAGUGUGAAGGCCUGCUCUGGGGCAUUGCCCGGCAGGGCAUGCGCUGCAGUGAGUGUGGAGUCAAGUGCCACGAGAAGUGCCAGGACCUGCUCAAUGCUGACUGCCUACAGCGGGCUGCAGAAAAGAGCUCUAAACAUGGAGCUGAGGACCGGACCCAGAACAUUAUCAUGGCCAUGAAGGACCGCAUGAAGAUCCGAGAGCGAAAUAAGCCAGAGAUCUUUGAAGUUAUCCGGGAUGUCUUCACAGUGAGCAAAGUUGCCCAUGUGCAGCAGAUGAAAACAGUGAAGCAGAGUGUCCUGGAUGGCACCUCCAAAUGGUCGGCCAAGAUUACCAUCACUGUCGUGUGUGCGCAGGGCCUACAAGCCAAGGACAAAACAGGAUCCAGUGACCCUUAUGUUACUGUGCAAGUCGGCAAAACCAAGAAGCGCACCAAGACCAUUUUUGGAAACUUGAAUCCUGUUUGGGAGGAGAAGUUCCAUUUCGAGUGCCACAACUCUUCUGACCGCAUUAAGGUACGUGUGUGGGAUGAGGAUGAUGACAUCAAGUCGAGAGUAAAGCAGCGGCUAAAGCGAGAGUCCGAUGAUUUCCUUGGCCAAACCAUCAUUGAAGUUCGGACACUAAGUGGUGAAAUGGACGUCUGGUACAACCUGGAGAAGAGGACAGACAAGUCAGCCGUCUCGGGGGCUAUCCGACUGCAAAUCAGUGUGGAGAUCAAGGGGGAGGAGAAGGUAGCCCCAUAUCACGUGCAGUAUACGUGUCUCCAUGAGAACCUUUUCCAUUACCUCACAGACAUUCAGGACAGUGGAGGGGUCCGGAUCCCUGAGGCUCGAGGAGACGAUGCAUGGAAGGUGUACUUUGAUGAGACAGCCCAAGAAAUUGUGGAUGAAUUUGCCAUGCGCUAUGGCAUCGAGUCCAUAUAUCAAGCCAUGACGCACUUUGCGUGUUUGUCAUCCAAGUACAUGUGUCCUGGUGUGCCAGCAGUGAUGAGCACCUUACUGGCCAACAUCAAUGCCUACUAUGCCCACACAACUGCUUCUACCAAUGUCUCUGCAUCUGAUCGCUUUGCAGCCUCCAACUUUGGGAAAGAGAGAUUUGUAAAACUGCUGGACCAGCUACACAACUCACUGAGGAUCGACCUGUCUAUGUACAGGAAUAAUUUCCCUGCUGGGAGUCCUGAGCGGCUUCAGGACUUAAAAUCCACAGUAGAUUUGCUGACCAGCAUUACUUUCUUCAGGAUGAAGGUACAAGAACUGCAAAGCCCUCCAAGAGCCAGCCAGGUGGUAAAGGAUUGUGUGAAGGCCUGUUUGAACUCUACAUAUGAGUAUAUCUUCAACAACUGCCAUGACUUAUACAGCCGCCAGUACCAACUGAAGCAGGAGCUACCUCCAGAGGAACAAGGGCCCAGCAUUCGGAACCUGGACUUCUGGCCCAAACUCAUCACACUCAUUGUGUCAAUCAUAGAGGAAGAUAAGAAUUCCUACACACCUGUUCUGAACCAGUUUCCUCAGGAGUUGAAUGUGGGAAAAGUCAGCGCAGAAGUGAUGUGGCAUCUGUUUGCCCAAGACAUGAAAUAUGCAUUGGAGGAGCAUGAGAAAGACCGGCUGUGUAAGAGUGCCGACUACAUGAACCUGCACUUCAAGGUGAAGUGGCUCCACAAUGAAUACGUGCGGGAUCUGCCUGCCCUCCAGGGGCAGGUGCCUGAGUACCCAGCGUGGUUUGAGCAGUUUGUGCUUCAAUGGCUAGAUGAGAAUGAGGAUGUGUCCCUGGAAUUCCUGCGUGGGGCCCUGGAACGAGAUAAGAAGGAUGGGUUCCAGCAGACAUCAGAGCACGCACUCUUUUCCUGCUCUGUGGUGGACGUCUUUACACAACUCAACCAGAGCUUUGAGAUCAUCCGGAAGCUGGAAUGCCCAGACCCCAACAUCCUUGCCCACUACAUGAGGAGAUUUACUAAGACCAUCGGAAAGGUACUGAUGGAGUAUGCAGACAUCUUAUCAAAGAACUUCCCAGCUUAUUGCACAAAGGAGAAACUGCCCUGCAUCCUGAUGAACAACAUGCAGCAACUGAGGGUCCAGCUGGAGAAAAUGUUUGAGGCCAUGGGAGGCAAGGAGCUGGACCCUGAAGCUGCAGACAGUCUGAAGGAGCUGCAGGUGAAUCUGAAUACAGUUCUGGACGAGCUCAGCGUGGUGUUUGGAAACAGUUUCCAGGUGCGGAUUGACGAGUGUGUUCGACAGAUGGCUGACAUCCUGGGCCAGGUCCGAGGCACGGGGAAUGCGUCCCCCAACGCCCGGGCCUCAGUGGCUCAGGAUGCAGAUAGUGUGCUGCGGCCCCUCAUGGACUUCCUGGAUGGCAACCUCACAAUCUUUGCCACUGUAUGUGAGAAGACAGUUCUAAAGCGUGUACUGAAGGAGCUCUGGCGGGUGGUAAUGAACACAAUGGAAAGGAUGAUUGUUCUGCCCCCUCUCACUGACCACACGGGCACCCAGCUGAUAUUCACUGCUGCCAAGGAGCUGAGCCAUCUUUCCAAACUCAAGGACCACAUGGUGCGAGAGGAAACACGGAAUCUCACUCCAAAGCAGUGUGCUGUUCUUGACCUCGCCCUGGACACCAUCAAGCAAUACUUCCAUGCAGGAGGCAAUGGGCUGAAGAAAACCUUCCUGGAGAAGAGCCCAGAUCUGCAGUCCCUACGCUAUGCCCUGUCUCUGUAUACACAGACCACAGACACUCUUAUCAAGACCUUUGUGCGCUCACAGACUGCCCAGGGGUCUGGUGUGGAUGAUCCCGUGGGAGAAGUAUCUAUUCAGGUGGACUUGUUUACACACCCUGGUACUGGGGAGCACAAGGUCACAGUGAAAGUGGUUGCUGCCAAUGACCUCAAGUGGCAGACAGCAGGUAUGUUCCGGCCUUUUGUGGAAGUGACCAUGGUUGGCCCACACCAAAGUGAUAAGAAGAGAAAGUUCACAACCAAGUCCAAAAGCAACAACUGGGCCCCCAAGUACAAUGAGACAUUCCACUUCCUCCUGGGAAAUGAAGAGGGCCCAGAGGCCUAUGAGUUGCAGAUAUGCGUGAAGGAUUACUGCUUUGCCCGGGAGGAUCGCGUGCUCGGGCUGGCUGUGAUGCCUCUGAGGGAUGUGGCAGCUAAGGGUAGCUGUGCCUGCUGGUGCCCCUUGGGCCAGAAGAUCCACAUGGAUGAGACAGGCAUGACCAUUCUCCGGAUUCUGUCUCAGAGGAGCAAUGACGAGGUGGCCCGAGAAUUUGUGAAACUCAAAUCAGAGUCUCGUUCCACAGAGGAGGGGAGCUGAACACCUUUGGCUCCUGUGCCAACCAGGCAGCACCACUUCCACAAAUCAGGACCAGUGGGAGUUAGCUAUGUAGCCAGCUUAGGGUCCUUAUAGUCAAAAAGGUGACCCUUCAGUUAAAGAUAUUUAGGGACAAAUUUGGGAUGGUGAGAAUAUGGCUUUUAUAGAAAGGGUCAUGAAUCUCUGACCAGCAGGUCUGUAGUGCCAGGGGCUAGGCUGUGGGGGUUACCACAUGGAGAGAUUUUCCAUAAAGAGAGAAGGACAGACAUUUCUGAGAAUGUCAGCCAUUCUUGGUAGACACCCCUCCACUCCACAUCUCAUCUCUACACCACGCUUUAUGCAGUUAAACACAUACACACCAUCAUUAGAAGAACAGGUAGAGGUCCUGGAGCUUGUUCCUGGCUGGCUAGGUAGUCAGUUGAGCCUAUAGGUAUUGCUGAGCCCUGUGGUCUGGACUGGAGUAUGGGUCAGGGCAGGAGCACACAGAAUAGAAUUCAGACUGUCCCAUGAGCGGAAUCCACUGGUUUUAUGUGGCUCCAAUGAGAAUAAGGCUUUGAAACUGAACAAGAUACCUUCUAGAAAUGAGCUGUGCUAAUCCCUUUCCCCAGAUUAUAUCAUGAGUAGAAGCAGGUUUAUGUGGUGCUUGAGAGCCCUGAGCAGAAUAUUUCUUUGGAACCCAGGCACCAGGGACCACCUACCCAGGAGUCCCCCUACCUCACUCCUGUAGGCAGGGGAGUGAUGAUUUCAGGACAUGAGAGGCUGUACUUACGUGUAUCUACCUGAGGGCUCAUUGAAGGAUCCAGGAGUAUUUUCUUCUUGGGUAGGCCCUGAACAAAGCCAAAAAUUGUAGAAACCAGUCUAGAAUCCUCACCUAUGGCCACGGCCUUCUGGCUGUUCUCCACCUUGCAGAAAGAAUUUAGCUUUUGGCCUUUCUCCCUUUCAUCUGGGUCAGCUGCUGUACCCCUCAUAGAUAUUCAACCCUACAGAAGGAACUUGGACUCUGAUACCUCUGUACAGGCUGGAGGGAGGAGGGGGCCUCAAUACUCCCUGGGAGGUCAGAGACAGACUUUCAGGGGGGUCGGGUGGACUUACCUAGACCUUGCUCAGAGGUGUGAAAUGGUCCUUGAAUUUCCUCGGUAGCAGCCUCCUGGACAUCCUGAGGAUUUGGCAUUGUCCACAGCUGUACUGACCAUUAUGUGAAACAAGAAACCAAGCAUCUUUUCUGUUGUUAAUUAUUGUAUGUGCCAUUGUUAAAGGAAAUUACAUGCUAGUCUACAAUAAAUUAUCUUAUAGCAGCC